AUGGCUGACAUCCCGCAGCGGGACGAAAAGCCCCAGCAAAAGGAGUUCCUACAGGAACCGUCUUUGGAUAUCGAUGGGAGCAACUACAGCAUUCUAAGCGACCGCGAUGCCGCCGAGAUCCUCCCUUACGAAGCCGACGAUUCUCCCUUUCCAGAGGUUCGUGCGGUCGUUCGACCGGUGGACGAUGUCCAUCUGCCGGUCAACACGGUUCGGAUGUGGACGAUUGGGGUGAUAUUUACGAUCGUGGGGAGUGGAUUGAAUCAGUUCUUUAGUCUAAGGCAGCCCAGUGUAACCAUCAGCGCUUUGGUUGCACAGCUGGUCGCAUUUCCCGUUGGCUGCGCCUGGGCGAAAUGGCUGCCAUUGGGGUGGCUCAAUCCGGAUCGCCACUUCAACAUCAAGGAGCAUGCUUUGAUCACCAUCAUGGCCAAUGUCUCCUUCGGAUCGGCGGCUGCGACGCAGAUAAUUGAGGCUAUGGUGAAGUUCUACAACAUGCCUUCACAAGGGGGGUUCGAGAUUCUAUUGUGUAUCACCACUCAACUGUUCGGCUUUGGCUUGGCAGGCAUGGCUUCGCGCUGGCUCGUGGGACCGGCGACAAUGAUUUGGCCGCAGGUUUUGUCGAAUGCCGCGCUACUAUCCACCUUACACUCGCGCGCCAACGUCGUCGCGGAUGGCUGGUCGAUCACGCGUCUCCGCUUCUUCCUUUUUGUUUUCGCGGGCGGGGCAAUCUGGUAUUUUGCUCCGGGCUACCUUUUCACCGGUCUGAGCACGUUUAACUUUAUCUGCUGGAUCGUACCGACGAACGUUGUGGUCAAUCAGCUCUUUGGCCACACGACCGGGCUGGGCAUGUCAAUUCUAACCUUUGAUUGGGCUCAGGUCGUCUAUGCGAACCAAAGCCCGCUCCUGGUCCCUUUCUGGGCAGGGCUGAACGUGAUUGGAUCAUUUGCCUUGUUCUUUUGGUUAAUCUGCCCCAUUCUAUAUUAUACCAAUACGUGGUACUCGGCGUAUCUACCGCUGUUGAAUCCCAACACCUUCGACAAUACAGGGAAACCUUACAACACCAGCCGUGUGAUGAACCAUGACGGCACGGUCAACGUGGAGGCGUACCGCGGGUACUCGCCCAUGUUUCUUCCAGCGGGCUAUGCAGUGACCUACGGCGUAGCAUUUGCCAAUCUCACGGGUAUCUUCGUUCACGUAGCUCUGUACCACGGAACUGACCUCUGGGAGCAAUGGAAAGGACGGGAUCAGAAGGAUGUUCAUUCACGCCUCAUGGCCUCGUACAAAGACGUUCCUUGGUGGUGGUUUGCAGCCGUAACCAUACUGAUGUUUGUACUGAGCAUUGUGACCAACGAGGUGUGGCACACGGGACUCCCAGCGUGGGCGGUCUUGCUGGCCUUCGUGCUGCCGAUGAUCUACUUUAUCCCCGUUGGCAUCAUCAAGGCGGUCACGAAUAUUACCAGCAACCAGUUAAACCUUAUCACGGAGUUUAUUGGCGGCUACGCCUUCCUCGGACGACCCGUUGCCAACAUGGCGUUCAAGUUUUACGGAUAUGUGGCAGUGUCUCAGGGACUAGAAUUCGUGGCGGACAUGAAAUUAGCUCACUAUCUUCACAUUGCUCCCCGAACCUUAUUCUUAGCCCAGGGAUUGGCGACUUUGAUUGGGGCCAUCGUCCAGUGCGGCGUCACGGUGUUCAUGAUCACUCGAAUUGAUGGCAUCUGCACGCCCGACGCCGACGGCGGAUUUACUUGUCCCCAUGGUCGAGUCACGUAUUCAUCCUCGUUAAUCUGGGGAGCCCUCGGUCCCGGACGGAAUUUUUCCCCCGGCCAAAUCUACGGCAAUCUUCUCUGGUUCUUCUUGGCUGGGCCUCUGGUCGUGAUUGUCACAUAUCUCAUUGGUCGGCGCUGGAAGCAGGCCAACUACAUCUCCUGGCCGGUAGCUUUUGGUGCCAUGAGCCUUGUCCCACCGGCCACAGGGAUCAACUUUUCCUCCUGGUGGAUUGUCAAUCUUAUCUUCAACGGCUUGAUUAAACGACGCAGGCCGGCCUGGUGGGCUAAAUAUAACUACGUUCUUUCAGCAGCACUUGACUGCGCCGUGGCCGUGGCCACCGUCAUCAUCUUCUUCUGUAUCACCCUUCCAGCGGGUCCGCUACACUGGUGGGGCAAUACCGUGUCCGCGCGCACUGCGGACGGUAAAGGCACACCGUGGAAGGCGCUACCGGAGUCAGGAUACUUCGGACCUCGCAAAGGAACAUGGGAAUGA
Messenger RNA from Aspergillus bombycis, 2256 nucleotides. RefSeq names its product small oligopeptide transporter, OPT family (gene optF). Lineage: Eukaryota; Fungi; Ascomycota; Eurotiomycetes; Eurotiales; Aspergillaceae. Gene Ontology annotation, biological process: transmembrane transport. Bases 1 to 2256 code for a protein of 751 amino acids. Gene Ontology annotation, molecular function: oligopeptide transmembrane transporter activity. The transcript is spliced from 6 exons. The record is from RefSeq and is a predicted model, not a curated record.